Molecule: messenger RNA, 2979 nt
Organism: Blastomyces gilchristii SLH14081
Lineage: Eukaryota; Fungi; Ascomycota; Eurotiomycetes; Onygenales; Ajellomycetaceae
Product: ubiquitin-protein ligase E3
Exons: 4
Coding region: 1-2979 (992 amino acids)
Biological process (GO): positive regulation of TORC1 signaling
Cellular component (GO): cytoplasm
Molecular function (GO): protein binding
Source: RefSeq, a predicted model, not a curated record
AUGGAAACAGCAAUUGAAACAGCAAUUCGUUGGUCGCCAGCUUCCAAUGCAGAUGAGCAGAGAUUCCUCUACGUCGAUGUAUCUGGCAAAUCUUUCAAGCUCUGCAGGGUGACGUCUGGAGAUAGCACCUCGUUGAACUACGAUGUGCUGGUAUCACACUCCAGGGCCCCUGUCUUUCGUGCUUUUGACUGGUCUCCUGUUGACGAGACCCUGGUAGCUGUUGGUCAGGCGUCCGGGGAGGCAACCAUUCUUCGUCUAGACGAUGAUUAUCAAGCUCCGAUUGUUUUCUCCAUCAGGAAUCAGAGGUAUUGCAAUGCCGUUGCAUUUAGCACUCAGGGACUCUUAGCAGCUGGGCUGGAUAAAGUGAGGAAUGACUUUUGUUUAAAUAUCUGGGACGUAAACCAGCGCCUCUCCGUGACCGGUUCUCGAGGAUACGGGUCCGAUAGACACGCGUUAGAACCCCUGAGGAAGCUCGCGAGCUCGGAACCGAUUACCAGUAUCAAGUUUUUCAGAGACCAGCCAGAUACUCUAGUGACGGGAGUCAAAGGCCAGUUCGUUAGAAUAUAUGAUCUACGAGAGGGCUCAGGAAACCCAUCCUUACAAUUUCCCACUCGCUGUGUACAUAAUUUAGCUAUCGAUUGGUUGGAUGAAAAUUAUAUUGCGUCGGGCAAUCCCUCAGGAGAUCCUACCAUCUGUAUCUGGGAUCGACGUUCCGGAGCUAGAUUUCCAUCCGCGGCACUCCCAACCACGGACUCCAGCCAGCUCUCGGCAGCCCUUGAAUUUAGGAAUGUUAUUGACCCAAAAUCCUCGAUAUGGAGUCUGCGGUUCUCUAGAACUAAACGGGGAUGUUUAGGGAUGUUGUCUAGUGACGGCGACUUCAAGGCAUAUGAUAUGGCCAAAGAAUACGUUUCAGACGAAAACCGAACGUCACUAGAUCAGACCCUGGGCAGAAAUUCCGCCACAUCAUAUCCGGAACAAAUCUACACGAAGACUGUUCGAGACUUCCGGAAUCCUUACUUUCCUCAUGACCGCAGUACUAAUCCUUCGCAGAAAGUAGCAUCGUUUGACUUUUUGAAUUUUAGUGCGUCAAAUGAACCGACCACCGUUACACUUUUGGCCAAUCGGUCUGUCGCGCUAUUCACACUUCAAUCGCAGCCAUGCCCCAUGGAUCUUUCUUCUCAAAGCGUAUUAGCCCGCGGAGGGCUGGGAGAACAUGACCUAGAUUUCAAGCUUAUAAGGCCUUCGUCAGAAUCUCCCUCACGAAUAUCCAAAACCUCGAAAAGAACUCAGGAUCGUUCUACAUCACCUACCGCCCAACCAAAUGGCAGCUCAGCCACUAUAGGGGAUAAUAAAAAUGGCGGUGGCCGAAGCUCCCCCGAUUCUUCUGCUUCAACCAAGGUCGCUCAGCGUUUGCCCAGUCGGGAGAGCCGUGAAAGGUCUUUAUCGGCGGGAAUGUCUGACACACGACUAACAGUCCGUGAUGCUUUAGCAUGGAUGUCCAUUCCUCGGUUACGAUGUCAAGAGGGCUACCUCGUCGAUGGCGAGGCCAACAAAGAGCUCUUUUCUGACGAUCCUGGACUGUGGGAGUUUUGGGAUUGGGUAGGGCGCGCCCGAGAAAACUCCAUCGGCGAUUCAAUGAUAAUUAAUUCGGUGGAUAUGAAUUAUAUUGGUGUAUAUAGUAUAUGGAAUGAGAGGCUUGGCCAGAGCCUCGAGGAUCGCGUACUCCGUUCUAAUGUGAACCAAACUAUCGAUAUAAAUAAUCUUAUCAUAGAUCUCGUCAAGGCACUUGGUAUUCCAGAAGGAAAGGGAUGCACCACUCGAUUCCCGGCUCACCGUCGACUAUGCCUUCGCAUCAGUGGAGCCGCGGAAUCUACUGCGGAUUUGGAGGCCAUAGUGAACAAUCUUGUAGAAGCACGUCAGCAUACAAAGGCUGCUGCACUGGCUCUGUUCCAAGAUGAACCAAAAUUAGCUCUCUUGGCUCUCAGGAAAAACCAGCCUACUCAGGGACAUAAACUUCUCGCCAUGGCCAUUAGUGGUGCAGCGAAGGGGGAUACCGACCCCUACUGGGAGGAAACAUGUAGGGAAAUCGGGCAAGAGCUCGCAGAUCCCUACGCUCGGGCUAUUUUAGCGUUAGUGGGCAAAGGUGACUGGAAUUCUGUAAUUGGAGAGGUCACACUACCUUUGAAAUAUAGACUGGAAGUUGCUCUCCGCUGGCUCCCCGACGACGAACUAACUUCUUACCUCCGGGAUGCAACCAUGGAUGCGAUACGCCAAGGGAAUAUUGAAGGAGUUGUCCUUACAGGCCUUGACCAUGGAGCGAUGGACCUAUUUCAAUCUUACAUAGACAAGUUCGGCGACAUCCAAACGCCCGUACUUGCCAUGAGCCAUACUGUCCCGCGAUUCAUCACGGAUCCGCAAAAUAGCACCCGAUAUGAAGCUUGGCGAGAGACAUAUCGACGACAGAUCAAUUCCUGGAAACUCCAGCUAGAUAGGGCUAGGUUUGACGUUGAAUCACGAAAGCUGGCAGUUACUUGGUAUGCCCGUAAACUCAUAAAACCACCUCCACAGCAGAUCAGUUUAGUUUGCAACUACUGCACUCGCCCUCUUUCUCAGCAGGAUGGGUCUGAAUAUCCGGACCUCCCAUCAACCGGUAUGGAAGUCGUUCAUUCAGUGCCAAUGAGCCCGUUGGGAACUGCAUCGCAGUCGGGUACCAUCUGCCCCAAGUGCGGGCGACAUAUGCCUAGAUGCGGAAUUUGUUCUUUAUGGUUAGGCACUGCAGAUCCAAUGUCUCGGGCCUCGAUUGCUGGCGGAAGCACGAACAAGCAAGCAAGCGAGGCACCGCAGGAAGAUGUGAUGAAAAGAUUUGUCGUCUUCUGCAUCAACUGCAACCACGGAUUCCACGCUCAUCAUGCAAGGGACUGGUUCAGAAAGCAUAAGAUUUGUCCAGUUGCUGAAUGCCAUUGCAUAUGUGACCGAUGA